UAACAGUUCGUAUAUAUUUAUCGUAACCGUGUAAUUGUCUGUAUAAAAUAAUAUACGAUCAAAAGUUUGUUAUUUUGGGUGACCAGAGGUCAUAAUAGUAAAGUUUAUUGGGCUCGAUAAUAAGCUUUUGCCGAAAUGGAUAAGUUUGUGAAACAGUGGCGCAAGGCAACUGAAACAGCUACAGAUCCACAUACGUCUUCGGAAGUCAUCGCCGAAACCAACAAUCCUCCGUCGAAAAUUUCACCAAGCGCUUCCAUCGAUAGCGUUGCCAUGAUUCAAAAUAAUGACGUUUUGGAGAUGCAUUCGAACGAGAAAACUUCACGUACUGAAGUUUCUGCGUCUUCAUCUUCUGGGAGAAAAUUUCUCUCUCGAUGGACCACUACAUUUCCGUGGCUACAAUAUAGUGAGCGCUUGGAAAAGGCUUUUUGUUCGAUAUGUUCAAAAUGCUACAAAGAUUUGAAAGUGAAACUCCCAACUGCAGGCGUAACAGAUCAAAAUGCCUACACUGCCUUCGUUACAGAAGGAUUUUCAAAUUGGAAAAAAGCGACUGAGCGCUUUAAAUCUCAUGAACAAUCAAGUGUACAUCGACACGCUUGCUCUUCAGUCGAGUUCCAUCAAACGAAAAACGUUUCCGUUAUGAUGUCUAAGCAGAUGACACAGGCCAGGAUCGAUGCUAGAUUUUGUCUGGAUAAAAUUUUCGACACAAUCAAAUUUUUAGCUAUGCAAGGUCUUCCAUUAAGAGGACACUCAGAAAUUUAUUCGAAUUUCAUUCAGCUACUACAUCUACGUGCAACUGAUUGUCCAAAGUUGAAAUUCUGGUUGGAUAGUUCAAAGAAAUACAAAUGGACUAGCCACGACAUCAUAAAUGAAAUGUUGGCAUUAAUGUCACAGCAUGUUCAGCGACAGAUAUUGUCAGAAAUAUCGAAACAACCUUUUUACGCAAUUAUGUCGGAUGAAACAACCGAUAUUUCCCGAAAGGAACAGAUGUCGGUGAAUUUUCGUCACGUAGAUGAAUCUUUAAGAAUUCACGAAACAUUCCUUGGCUUUUACGACACUCCUUCAACGGAUUCUGAGACGUUGUUUACUGUUAUGAAGGACGUAUUAUUGCGAUUUGAGUUGCCAGUAAAUAAGUGCCGAGGACAAUGCUAUGAUGGAGCAAGUAGUGUCAGUUGUCAGUGGAUCAAUAACAGGAUUACAGACUCGUUUCAGGGAGCUCGAACCAAGAGCAUGGUAUACACAUUGUGCUGGCCACAAUUUCAGUCUGGUGUCACAGGAUGCAAUGAGCCUAAUCCCAGAAAUAGCAGACUUUCUAUCAGUUAUGAGAGAAUUAGUAACGUUCAUUAGAGCAUCGGCUAAGAGAUUAAACAUUUUCAAAGAUAUCCAGGUCAAUUUCGGCAAUGAAGAUGACGAGGACGAGGAUGAUGAUUCUGUUGAAACCGUUAAGGUUACACAAACGAAGACCUCAUUAAAGUCGUUUUGCCCUACGAGAUGGUGUGCGCGAGUUAACUCGCUCAGAUCAAUCAAGCAAAACUACCAGGUUAUCUUGGAGUUUUGUGAACGCGUAGGACUGGAAUCUGGUGAUAGUGGUAUCAAAGCAAGGGGCUUUUCGAAAUAUCUCAGUCAAUUUGAAUGUCUGAUUCUCUUGAAUAUUUCAAUAACGGCAUUGGAGCGAGUAGAAGCCUUGAAUGAAACUAUACAAGCAACAUCUAUCAAUUUCAAAAGCAUCUUACGACGUGUGGAAAUUCUAAGGUCCAGCUUGAAUUCAGUUGAGAAAUUUGGUGAAAUCUACAACGAAUCGGAAAUUCUCGCGCAAACAUGUGGCAUGGAUCCUCCAGUUCUUCCACGAAGACGCGUUCCACCAAAACGACUCGACUCAAAUACAUCAACUGCCUACUUUCCCGAUACACCGAAUGACAAAUACAGGAGGAUAUACUAUGCUGUCAUAGACCAAAUCUUAACCAGUCUUGCUACACGUUUCGACUCCGAAACGUAUGAAAAAUUGUCAAAGAUGGAAGAUUUUGCUAAAAAUGAUUGUGAGCUCGACGACAUCCGAAACUAUUUGUUUCAUAAUGCAGAAUGUGAUUUUGAUAUAGACCGUCUUUGUUUACACCGCCGAAUGUUUUUUGAUAUCGAUUUAGUUAAAAAGAAAGAGUUUAAAAACUUGUCUGAUAUCCACAUUUUCUUACAAAAUCAUGUGGCUAUCCGCGAAUUUUGUUCAGAGUACACGAAAUUUAUCCGUUUACUUUUAACUUAUCCACAAACCGUUUGUAUUGCGGAAAGAUCGUUUUCAACAUUAAAACGUUUAAAAAACUUUUUGCGUGCAAAUUUAGGACAGAAGAAGUUAGAUGAUUUGGCAAUUUUACAUAUUCAUCGAGACAUAGCAGCAAAAAUUGAUAUGGACCUGAUAAUCGAUAAGUUUAUUAGUUGUGAAGGAACUACUAGAAGCAAUGUUUUUGCC
Bradysia coprophila is the source of this 2458-nucleotide messenger RNA. Its product is annotated as zinc finger MYM-type protein 1-like. The record is from RefSeq and is a predicted model, not a curated record. NCBI's taxonomy places the organism in Eukaryota, Metazoa, Arthropoda, Insecta, Diptera, Sciaridae.